This is a messenger RNA of Engraulis encrasicolus (European anchovy), 2000 nucleotides long. It is a transcript of the gene p2ry1, whose product is annotated as purinergic receptor P2Y1. The record is from RefSeq and is a predicted model, not a curated record. Lineage: Eukaryota; Metazoa; Chordata; Actinopteri; Clupeiformes; Engraulidae. Gene Ontology annotation, cellular component: plasma membrane. The transcript has 2 exons. Bases 271 to 1335 code for a protein of 354 amino acids. Gene Ontology annotation, biological process: platelet activation; relaxation of muscle; phospholipase C-activating G protein-coupled receptor signaling pathway. Gene Ontology annotation, molecular function: ATP binding; A1 adenosine receptor binding; G protein-coupled ADP receptor activity.
UAGAGUGUGAACACAGUGUGUCGCUCCUCCCUUCCACUGCUGCUUCCCGCGUGCUUACAUUCAAGACACAUUUGUAGUAGCCUACGACGCGCGCAGCUGUUCCACCCGCGAACACAAGUCCUCUCGCUGGAACGCUGCUCUACCAAGCACGGACGGAGGUCCCACCUGUGCCCCAUACGAGACACGACGAAAGGAAACCCAAUGUUACCGUCCAGGGAGGAAUGCGGAUUAAGCUACAGGCGCGAGUGAAUGUGAUUUCCCCUCAACAACAUGACAUCGGAGAUAAACUUUACUACUGCGCUUCCCACCGUGUCUGAAAUCAACAACCAUUCAAGUGGAUGUUCUCUAACGAAGACUGGGUUUCAAUUUUAUUAUUUACCCACUGUUUACAUAUUGGUUUUCAUCGCAGGCUUGAUUGGAAAUAGCUUGGCGAUAUGGAUGUUUUUGUGCCACAUGAGACCAUGGAGCAGUAUCUCGGUGUACAUGUUCAAUUUGGCGCUGGCCGAUUUCUGUUACGUGCUCUCCCUUCCCUUCCUUAUAUUCUACUAUUUCAAUAAGACUAAUUGGAUUUUUGGCGACGUGAUGUGCCGGCUGCAGCGCUAUAUAUUUCACGUCAACCUUUACGGGAGCAUUUUGUUUUUAACCUGCAUCAGCGUGCACAGGUACACGGGAGUGGUGCACCCCCUGAAAUCUUUGGGGAGGCUGAAGAAGAAGAACGCCAUACGCACGAGUGCACUCAUCUGGUUCAUCGUUACCGUGGGGAUAUCGCCUAUCCUGUACUACUCGCGCACCGGUCCGAAGAGGAACUUAACCACAUGUUAUGACACGACCACCGAGGACGAGCUGCACGGCUACUUCAUCUACAGCAUGUGCAUGACCGUGUUCGGCUUCUGCAUCCCUUUCAUCAUCAUAUUCGGCUGCUAUGGAUUAAUAGUGAAGGCGCUCAUAUGCAAUGACAUGAACAAUGCGCCGCUGAGGAGGAAGUCCAUCCACCUGGUCAUCAUCGUCUUGGCGGUGUUCGCCGUCUCCUAUAUGCCCUUUCAUGUCAUGAAGAAUUUGAACAUGAGGGCCAGACUCUACUUUCAGAGCCCGGAGAUGUGUGAUUUUAACAACAAGGUGUACGCCACUUAUCAGGUGACGAGGGGCCUGGCCAGCCUAAACAGCUGCGUGGACCCCAUCCUCUACUUCUUGGCCGGGGACACGUUCCGGAGGAAGCUCUCCAGGGCAACCAAGAAGACUUCCCGAAAGGGGGAGACGGUGGUGCAGUCCAAAAGCGAAGAGACUGCACUCAACAGCUUACCAGAGUAUACAGAGAAUGGAGACCAGCAUCUCUGACUGUCUGCUGCAUCCUGAACUGCACUGAAUAUUGUACAGAGUAAAUAGUCUGACUAGACUUGUUGUAUGUGUGUCAAGUUGUCCAUCUACAUGCUGAUGGGAUAGCAUGAUUUCCUCUCCAUGGUCAACAUUUACAUGUAUGUGACUGUGGCCGAGUCAUAGUACUGUAUUGGAUAUGUCAGUAUUAAUGAGAUUGUUCUUUUUUUUUAAACGAAAUGAAAGGUGAACUUCUUUGUCCAUGCUGAAAGUAUGUAGGCUAAACAGAAGACCAUUCUACUUUAUUAUUAUGCUACUGAAAUCAUCAUGUUAUAACUCCAGGACAUGUCAUGAAUAUAAAAAAGUAAUGUGUCAUUUAUGAUGUUUACCUAAGUACAAUGUUUGUGAAUGCCAUUUUAAGCACUAACUCACAGUUCUGUACCCAAGAUGCGUGAGUGUCUCUAGGAACUGCAAAGCACUAUUUUAAUAUCUCUGAUUGUCCGCACAUAAUGUUAAGAGGUCAGUAAAACUUGUAUUUAAUUCCUGCAUUAGAUCUUUUAACAAACAACGUGGACUUUUCGUAAUCCUAUAAACCUUGAAGUGUAACUGUCUUGUCGUACACACAUCAGAUAGUGUUUUGUGUAGUAUGAAAACAAAAAACUGAUAAAAGUGUCAUCACAUGCAUUGUA